Molecule: messenger RNA, 754 nt
Organism: Belonocnema kinseyi
Lineage: Eukaryota; Metazoa; Arthropoda; Insecta; Hymenoptera; Cynipidae
Product: NEDD8-like
Exons: 4
Coding region: 388-636 (82 amino acids)
Biological process (GO): regulation of proteolysis; modification-dependent protein catabolic process; protein neddylation
Cellular component (GO): cytoplasm; nucleus
Molecular function (GO): protein tag activity; ubiquitin protein ligase binding
Source: RefSeq, a predicted model, not a curated record
AAGUCCCAGUCUGUUAGCAGUACUGUAUUUAAAGCGGUCGAAGCCACAGCAGGAAGAAUUGAAACCGCUUUCGUUUUAGAACUUUUUUUUAAUAGUUACGCUACAGUUCAAGUUCAUCGUUUGCUCAAAAAAAUAAAGAAAAAUACACAACAAAGACAGGCGAUUCUUAAAAUAUUUUGUACAGGAUUUACAGCACUUUCAAAUGUUAAUCAAAGUGAAGACUCUCACCGGAAAAGAAGCCCCUCCACCUUCUAUUUCAAGUCCUGCGUUCAGUUCCGUCACCUCCCACCAUGGUCCUGUACGCUCUCCUCUUCUUCACUCGCUGACCAAUGAAAAAAAGGCCUGAUGAACAAGAAAACCACGUUGUUUUGAAUUGAGUGUUUUAGCAUGACGUCAUGGGAAUCCAUACAACAUUUUCGAGAAAAUAUCCUAGACGUAAAAAUCGAGAUAGACAUCGAUAACACGGAUAAGGUUUCAAGGAUUAAGGAACGAGUUGAAGAAAAGGAGGGUAUUCCUCCUACACAACAGAGACUGAUAUUUUCUGGAAAGCAAAUGGCGGACGAGAAGACGAUACUGGAUUAUAAAAUCGAAGGAGGCUCAGUGUUACAUUUAGUUUUGGCAUUAAGAGGUGGCUAAUAAUUAUGAAUUUCCGAUUCUGCCAAGAAUAAUAAUAAUAAUAAGAAUCAAUAGCUCUUAAUGAUGUGUGAUCUAUUUAUAUUAAUUAUUAAUAAACAAUCACUCAUGUUUUAACUUC